UUGGUCAUUUAAAUUUUAAACCAACAGCAAUGUCGAACUAUCCAAAAUUUGAUUUUAGAGAUGUUUCCUUAGGUUUGAGGAUACUUCGAGACUUUUUAUUAGGUAGAAAACACAAUUUGCACGGGCGUUUUCAACCCGUCAUCGCUCCUAGGUCGAUCCCACCGCCGCAGAUCCCUCGUGGUCCUGUGUACAAAUAUUCCAAUCAAUAUUAUUGCGAGAGAAACGCGUACGAUUCUGUAAAACCUCCUGUGGUGGCGCCGAUAGCUGAGGGCCCCCCGCUGACCAGGGAUCCGUUCAAGAAAGCGCAAGCUGGCGGUAUACCACCUGAUUCGGUUUGUUUCAACUUCGCUCCGACUCCCGGCGACGCCUGGUGGUGGGACGGGCAUUGCUAUUACGAAUGCGUACCGGAGCCCCAGCCGUACUGUCCGGAGCGCCCCCCGCCGCGGCCCAAAGAGUGCGGCGCGAAGGAGGAGCCUCCCCCUUGCCCCCCCUGCCCGCCAUGUCCUUUAGCCCCGGAUAAAAUACCUCAUUCUAAGUGCUGA
Molecule: messenger RNA, 542 nt
Organism: Amyelois transitella
Lineage: Eukaryota; Metazoa; Arthropoda; Insecta; Lepidoptera; Pyralidae
Exons: 2
Coding region: 30-542 (170 amino acids)
Biological process (GO): mitochondrial electron transport, NADH to ubiquinone; ATP synthesis coupled electron transport
Cellular component (GO): mitochondrial inner membrane
Source: RefSeq, a predicted model, not a curated record